UGGUAGGGUAUUCAACAUUUUUAAUUUUUUAAUAUAAUAAUUGUAAAAUGUAAUUUGGUUUUUCUAGUAUCUGGUAAUUCAAAUUCAUUGGACCACAGUAUUGCAUAUUAUGAGAAAAAUGAGUUGAAUAUCGAUUGUAGUAUGAAUUUAAACAAUGAUUUAGUUAAUUCUAUUAAUCCAGAAGUAUCUGGUAAUUCAAAUUCAUUGGACCACAGUAUUGCAUAUUAUGAGAAAAAUGAGUUGAAUAUCGAUUGUAGUAUGAAUUUAAACAAUGAUUUAGUUAAUUCUAUUAAUCCAGAAGUAUCUGGUAAUUCAAAUUCAUUGGACCACAGUAUUGCAUAUUAUGAGAAAAAUGAGUUGAAUAUCGAUUGUAGUAUGAAUUUAAACAAUGAUUUAGUUAAUUCUAUUAAUCCAGAAGUAUCUGGUAAUUCAAAUUCAUUGGACCACAGUAUUGCAUAUUAUGAGAAAAAUGAGUUGAAUAUCGAUUGUAGUAUGAAUUUAAACAAUGAUUUAGUUAAUUCUAUUAAUCCAGAAGUAUCUGGUAAUUCAAAUUCAUUGGACCACAGUAUUGCAUAUUAUGAGAAAAAUGAGUUGAAUAUCGAUUGUAGUAUGAAUUUAAACAAUGAUUUAGUUAAUUCUAUUAAUCCAGAAGUAUCUGGUAAUUCAAAUUCAUUGGACCAUAGUAUUGCAGAUGAGAAAAAUGAGUUGAAUAUUGAUCGUAGUAUUAACUUGAACAAUGAUUUUGUAACAUCUACUAAUUCAGAAGAGAUACCCAUCAUAGAAACAACUAAAUUUGACAAUGAUCCUGCUUAUAUCCCUAGUUCUAUAUCUGCUGAACUAUUGAGUUACUUCGCCAACCUUGGCCCUUGCCAGCCAACACCAAAUGAUUUACCCCAACAUUCAUUUAAAAAAAAAAAAGACUGGAAUUAUAUGAAUAGAUCUUUCCACGAGUCUUAUUAUUACAAAAAAUUGGCAAACAAUAAUAAAUCUAGAAGACUUUGGCUAUCUUAUUCACCAAGUAAGGAUCUUAUUUUUUGUAUUUCCUGUAAACUUUUUGGUUUACCAAAAGCCCAAAAAUCAAAUUUAGCUUUGAAUGGUUCAAAUGAUUGGUCUAAUAUACAAAGAAUUAUUAAUAAUCACGAACACUCACAUAAUCAUAUACAGUCAGAAAUCAGUCGGGGUCUAUAUUUACAAAGUAAUCGAAUUGAUUUAAAUGACCAAUUAAUUAUAUGUGCUAAUCGUGAAGUGGCUAAUAAUAGAGAAGUGGUUCGAACUGUUAUUGAGGUAUUGAUUUUUGCUGCUCGACAAAAUAUAUCGCUACGAGGACACAAUGAAAAUGUUCAAUCAUUAAACCGCGGAAAUUUUUUAGAACUAUUAAAAGUCAUAGGACGUCACAGUGCCCCUGUUAUGAUGCAUCUUGAAAAAAUAAACAAAAGUAAUAAUAACAGAUUAACAUUUAUGUCUUCUAAAAGUCAAGAAAAACUGUUGAGUAUAUUAGGUGAAAUGGUUCGAGCACAAAUAUUGAAAGAUGUGAAAAAUGCUUGCCAUUUUGCUGUUAUAAUUGAUACCACUACGGAUAUAUCAAACCAAGAACAGUUUACAUUUAUAGUGAGAUAUGUUAACAGUACUGGUGUAAUAGAAGAGCGAUUGUUGGCUUUAGAAACUGCAAGUGAUGCUACAGGACAAGGAUUAUUCAAUACCUUUUGUACAAUAACAAGUAAAUAUGACAUCAACUGGGAAAAACAUCUGUGUGCACAAUCAUUCGAUGGUGCAGCAUCUAUGCAAGGAAUUUAUUCAGGUCUACGAAGUUUUAUUCAACAUAAAAAUCCUAGAGCAAUUUACGUUUGGUGUUUUGCCCACAUAUUAAACUUAGUAGUGGUAGAUACAUGUGAUUCAUGUACUAUUGUACUGAUACUAAAAAUUUUUUUGGAGAUGUUCAAUCAUUAG
This is a messenger RNA of Myzus persicae (green peach aphid), 1947 nucleotides long. RefSeq names its product myb-like protein F. NCBI's taxonomy places the organism in Eukaryota, Metazoa, Arthropoda, Insecta, Hemiptera, Aphididae. The record is from RefSeq and is a predicted model, not a curated record. The transcript has 7 exons. Bases 142 to 1947 code for a protein of 601 amino acids.